Neofelis nebulosa (Clouded leopard) is the source of this 1494-nucleotide messenger RNA. It is a transcript of the gene ONECUT3, whose product is annotated as one cut homeobox 3. Gene Ontology annotation, molecular function: RNA polymerase II cis-regulatory region sequence-specific DNA binding; DNA-binding transcription factor activity, RNA polymerase II-specific. NCBI's taxonomy places the organism in Eukaryota, Metazoa, Chordata, Mammalia, Carnivora, Felidae. Gene Ontology annotation, cellular component: nucleus. The record is from RefSeq and is a predicted model, not a curated record. Gene Ontology annotation, biological process: regulation of transcription by RNA polymerase II.
AUGGAGCUGAGCCUGGAGAGCCUGGGGGGCCUGCACGGCGUGGCCCACGCGCAGGCGGGCGAGCUGCUGAGCCCGGGCCACGCGCGCUCGGCGGCGGCGCAGCACCGCGGCCUGGUGGCGCCCGGGCGCCCGGGCCUGGUGGCCGGCAUGGCGAGCCUGCUGGACGGCGGCGGCGGCGGCGGGGGAGCCGGGGGUGCGGGCGGCACGGGCGGCGCGAGCGGCGGCGCCGACUUCCGCGGGGAGCUGGCGGGCCCGCUCCACCCGGCCAUGGGCAUGGCCUGUGAGGCGCCCGGCCUGGGCGGUACCUACACGACGCUCACGCCCCUGCAGCACCUGCCGCCGCUCGCCGCCGUGGCCGACAAGUUCCACCAGCACGCGGCGGCCGCGGCGGUGGCCGGGGCGCACGGCGGCCACCCCCACGCGCACCCGCACCCGGCGGCCGCGCCGCCCCCGCCGCCCCCGCCGCAGCGCCUGGCGGCCAGCGUGAGCGGCAGCUUCACCCUCAUGCGCGACGAACGCGCGGCGCUCGCCUCCGUGGGCCACCUCUACGGGCCCUACGGCAAGGAGCUGCCCGCCAUGGGGUCGCCGCUGUCGCCUCUGCCCAACGCGCUGCCGCCCGCGCUGCACGGCGCCCCGCAGCCCCCGCCGCCGCCGCCGCCGCCGCCGCUGGCCGCCUACGGCGCGCCGGGCCACCUGGCCGGGGACAAGCUGCUGCCGCCCGCCGCCUUCGAACCGCACGCUGCGCUGCUGGGGCGCGCCGAGGACGCCCUGGCUCGCGGGCUGCCCGGAGGCGGCGGCGGCGGCGGCGGCGGCGGCGGGGGCGGCGGCGCGGGCGGCGGGGGCACCGCGGGGCUGCUGGCGCCGCUGGGCGGGCUGGCGGCCGCCGGGGCGCACGGGUCCCACGCAGGCGGCGGCGGCCCGGGCGCGGGCGGCGGCGGCGGCCCCGGGGCGGGCGCGGCGGCGGAGGAGAUCAACACCAAGGAGGUGGCGCAGCGCAUCACCGCCGAGCUGAAGCGCUACAGCAUCCCGCAGGCCAUCUUCGCGCAGCGCAUCCUGUGCCGCUCGCAGGGCACGCUCUCCGACCUGCUGCGCAACCCCAAGCCGUGGAGCAAGCUCAAGUCGGGCCGCGAGACCUUCCGCAGGAUGUGGAAGUGGCUGCAGGAGCCCGAGUUCCAGCGCAUGUCGGCGCUGCGCCUGGCAGCCUGCAAACGCAAGGAGCAGGAGCAGCAGAAGGAGCGCGCGCUGCAGCCCAAGAAGCAGCGGCUGGUGUUCACCGACCUGCAGCGGCGCACGCUCAUCGCCAUCUUCAAGGAGAACAAGCGGCCGUCCAAGGAGAUGCAGGUCACCAUCUCGCAGCAGCUCGGCCUGGAGCUCAACACCGUCAGCAACUUCUUCAUGAACGCGCGGCGCCGCUGCAUGAACCGCUGGGCCGAGGAGCCGGGCGCCGCCCCCGCGGGCCCCGCCGGCGCCGCCGCCACCUUCUCCAAGGCCUGA